Pistacia vera is the source of this 3669-nucleotide messenger RNA. RefSeq lists its product as uncharacterized. Bases 397 to 3222 code for a protein of 941 amino acids. The transcript is spliced from 10 exons. The record is from RefSeq and is a predicted model, not a curated record. NCBI's taxonomy places the organism in Eukaryota, Viridiplantae, Streptophyta, Magnoliopsida, Sapindales, Anacardiaceae. Gene Ontology annotation, cellular component: Ino80 complex.
GCGCCCAAGCGCGCGAAUGAACGAUUCAAUGUCCACCAUAACGGUUGCGAGAAACCUCACUCGUCUGAUCUUUCUCUAAUCUCAAUCUCGUCCCUAUCUAUCUAUCUUUCUUUCUUUUUAGUUUUCCUUUUAUGUCGUGUGUUUCUCUCUAUCUCUCACUCUUCAUAAACAAAACGAAACAAAACAAAAACCUAAUCAGAUAACCCCACGAAACCCUCUUCAUAUCUCUCGCAGCUACCUGCCUCUCGUGCUCAACCAGGAUUUUAGUUGAAAAUAUUUUAAUUAUUUUCGUUGGGUGUUCACUGGUAUAGCAUUGAGUGGUUUUCAGGUUUGCAGAUGGAGGGAGCAUACUCAGUCUAAGUUUUAGCGGGGGGAUAUUUUUGACAGAUUGUGGCAAUGGCCGCUGAUCAGCGGAGAAAGAGAGUUAAUGGUACCAGUGUGGCAGGUUGCAGUUCUCUGAAGCAAUAUGGAAUGAAGAAGAGAAAAUUGGAGUCACAACACAAGGGUUUAAACUCGAAAUCACAUAUUUCUCUUGAGUGGGACGGGAAUAUAAAAAAGGUUGUUGCCAGAAAGGAUCAGAUUGGAAUAACUAGGAGGAAUUUAAGGCCAUUCAUUGAUUCUGUUCCUGGUUCCCACAAUGCUUUGGCAGAUGUUUUUUCUAUUCCUCAAGAUAUUUUUGAGUUGGAGAAUUUGAGUGAGGUUCUCUCUUACGAGGUUUGGCAGACUCAGCUAUUAGAAGAUGAGAGAAAGUUUCUUAUGCAGUUUCUUCCUAGUGGACAAAAUGCAGAACAUGUUGUGCAAGCACUACUUUCUGGGGAUAAUAUUGACUUUGGAAAUCCUUUUCUCAAAUGGGGCGCUUCACUUUGUUCAGGUAAUCUUCAUCCUGAUGCAGUUCUUCACCAGGAACGAUGUUUAAAGGCUGAUAAGAAAGCAUAUUACUCUGAGUUGCAGAAAUAUCAUGAUGAUAUUAUAGAGUAUUUGCAGAAGUUGAAGGAUAACUGGGAAAGCUGCAAAGAUCCAGAAGAGGAAAUUUUGCCAAAGUUUGGAAGGUCAAGAAGAGAUGCGGAGAAAAGAAUAUCCUCAAAUGCUAGUGAAUCUAGACUCCGCGAUCUUGAGCAGGAUGUUACUGCAACAUCUGAAUCUUGUUCUUGGGUUGCGGAUGAGAAAGCAAGUAGCAGUGAUAAUCAGAACUCUUCAGCAGUGAAGGGCGGAGAACAUCAAAAAAGGAUGCACGACAAAGGUUUCAAGAAGGACAAAUCUAGAAAUCCAUUGUUUGCUUCUGAUGACGUGCUAAAUGUGGGAGCAAAACUCAAAAAAGGAGACAAGCUAAAGAAGCGCAAUAUCCACCAUAGUGAUGGUGCCAAGUAUAUGUCAUAUUUCAAGAUUAGCAAGAAGCAGCAUGAACUUGUUAAGAGUAUGAAGCAGUCUGGUAAAAGCAUUCAAUCCAAGUCUCUGAACCGGGUUUUAGGAAACCUUGAUGGUUUGCAUGUACAACCUUAUGAAGUGUUUGAAGAAGAAGAGAAGAAGAAGUUGCACAAGCAUUGGUUGCAACUGGCAAAUGAAGAUCUCCCUAUAUUUUAUGCCAACUGGAAAGAAAGAAAGUUACAGAUGUGGGAAAUCACACAAUCCUUGGGGCAAGAGAUGAAAGACAGAUUAAAAUUUCUGGUUGAGAGUGAGGAAGAAGAGAACGCUGUUGCUCAGGAUGAGGAAGAAGAGAACGCUUUUGUUCAGGAUGAGGAAGAAGAGAACGCAUUUGUUCAGGAUGAGGAAGAAGAGAAUAUUGUUGUUCAGGAUGAGGAAGAAGAGAAUGUUGUUGUUCAGGAUGAGGAAGAAGAGAACUCUGUUGUUCAGGAUGAGGAAGAAGAGAUCCCUUUUGUUCAGGAUGCGGAAGAAGAGAACCCUGUUGUUCAGGAUGCGGAAGAAGAGAACCCUGUUGUUCAGGAUGAAAUGGAGGAAUACCGAGAUGCAUGUCAUGAUCAGAAGGAGGAUGUAGCAGCAAAGCAUGAGUCAAACACAGAAGACAAUGAAGACUCUGGUCCUGGCUCCCCCCAGGAGCAGUAUCCACAGCGAGUCUCUUCCCCUAGUAGGAACCCUGAGUUCAACCACAUAGAUAUGGAUCUUGAAAACAAUCACGUUACCUCUAAAUCAGACAAAUCUUCUUCGGAUGUAUCUGGCCCCUUGGAGAAAAUGAACACUGCUGAUGAUAAUGUCAAUGACGAAGAUCCUCUUCCUUCUGGUGGAAAUGUCUGGCAUGCCAUGAGCAGGCCACGUUCUUAUUAUGAUUCUACUGCUACCCAUGAGUUUCCAAUCGGUGGGUUGCCACUUAUGAAUCCACGGGUUAAUGAAGACCAACAAUCCCAUCUAAUUGAUCUGGAAUCAGACUUGAAAGGAGACAUGAGGAAAGAUUUGCUACACAGACAAUCAGAUGAUGGUUCCUUAAAUUCUUAUCGGACCCAUGACCGAAAUGAGCUCCUGCAGUCUCUUUUCAAGGCCCAGGGGAUGUUAUCAUACCAUCAAGAGCAGAAACAGGCAGGGCUGGAUUUCCAGCCACCAAACAACUUGUUGAUGGCAGCUGAUGGCCGUUUUCCUGGGCAUUUCCAGGAGCAGCUGCAGACAUCGCUGCAACUUGAGCAGGGGCCGAAGAGACUGAAUGAUAUUUUCAUGCAACAAAACAUAUCAGAGCACAUUUACCCUGACAGAGGUAGAUACUUAAUACCAAGGCAAGAAAACUUGCAACCAGGAAACAUGCAGAAUUGGACUGUUAACCCUGCCCGCAUGUCAGAGCCUAUGGAAUCUCAUAUAAACAGUGGAGAAUUGUUGAAUCAGAACUGGUUUUCUGGGGAGCAUCAAGUUCGUGGUGGCUGGACAGGGUCAGAUGGAUCUAGUUUCCAGAGCCAGAGCAUUGGGAACGGAAACAACGCUGAUCAGAGUUUAUAUAGUGUUCUAACGAAUUGUGGCCAGCUAUGUUCAGUUAAUCCCUAUGAAUCAAUAGGAUCAACUGAGCAAUUCAUUUCUUCAAGGAAUUAUGGAUUGAUGGCUGGAGGUGCUCCUGGGAUUAGUAAUGCUUUACCACACACAGCGCAUCCGCUUGACUACUUGGGUGGGCGUGAUGCACCUACCUCUGUGAUGCCUGAUGAUAUGGGAUGGAUGAACUUGCCACAUCAGAAUCCUACUUUGCAUGAUCAGAUGGGGAAACCCUACUUGAGGUCUUGGAAUCAGUAAGAAAAUAUUUUACAAUGUUCUCGAUAAGGUUGAAAUUGUGAUCUGGGUGGGAAAACUGCUAAGAACAAAUACUGCAUCCAAGAUGCAUGUGACAGGAGAUUGUAACCUGUGACUUGCUUCGAAGAAGAGAAUUUUGAGGUUACUGCAGAUUUGCAGAAGCCAAUGAGUAUACAGACCCUGAGAUAGGUUUUUGUACAUACCUAUACAAGAGCCAACUCAACACCAUGUAUAUAGCCUAGAUGUUAGAAGGGUAGUUGGGAGGUAAGUUGCAGGAGGGGAAAAAUCCAGGUUUCUCCAGUUCUCUAAUUGGUAGGCCAAAAUAUAUAUAAUUAUAUUAUAUUAAAUUUUUAUUUUCAUGAGGAUUUUUUGUUUUCUCUUGUUGACUGAGGAUUGAGGAAUACCUUUUCAAUAAUUUUGGAGACUAGAAAUUGUUAAGGUCUCUCUUUA